This is a messenger RNA of Lactuca sativa (garden lettuce), 1317 nucleotides long. RefSeq lists its product as uncharacterized. The record is from RefSeq and is a predicted model, not a curated record. Lineage: Eukaryota; Viridiplantae; Streptophyta; Magnoliopsida; Asterales; Asteraceae.
AUGUCACAUAAACUACAAUGGAAGAAUAUUGAUAAAAAAAUUGCUGAAAAGUUGAUCCGUGUUCUUGCUACAAACCCAUACGUCCAAAUAUUUCGAAGACUUGCUGAUUUAGGGCCACUUGAUAAUUAUAGAGUCACUUUGAAUGCAUCAGUAGAACUUGACCAGAUGCAGUUUGUAGUAGAUAUCUACAUCAAGCUUGAGACUUCACGUUUGGAUUUUUGUAGAAAAAACCAGUCCAAAGUAAGAGUAGAUUUAUACCAAGGUGUUGUGGACUGUGUUAAUGCCGGUGAGGUUCGACCAACUAUGAUAGAGCAAUGUGUUGUGUUGCCGGCAAGUUUCAUCGGAGGCCCCCGUGACAUGCGACAAAUAUUUAUUGAUGCCAUGACUUUAGUUCAAGAUGACGGGAAUCCUGACAUAUUCCUUACAAUGACAUGCAAUCCUAAUUGGCCAGAAAUAAAAGAUGAAUUACGCCCAUGGCAGUCUGCUCAAGAUCGACCAGACCUUGUGUCAAGAGUUUUUCGUGCUAAGUUAGAGGAUCUUAAAAAACAACUCUUCACAAAGCAUGUCCUCGGUGUGGUUGGUUCGUAUGUUUAUGCCAUUGAGUUCCAAAAACGUGGUUUGCCACAUGCACAUUUCCUCUUGAUAAUGAAGCCUCCAUACAAGCUUACUAACGUUGACCAUUACGACAAGAUAGUAUGUGCUGAAAUUCCAGACCCAAAAAAGUAUCCUAAAAAGCACGAAUUAGUCAUAUCACAUAUGAUCCAUGGUCCUUGCGGUAGCUUAAAAUCUGAUUGUCCUUGUAUGGAUAAUGCACAAAAGAAAUGUCGUUUUAGAUACCCUCGGCAAUUCAAUCAAACCACUUUACAAGGAAAGGACUCAUAUCCUGUGUACCGAAGGAGAGAUAAUGGUAUACAUGUGGACGUACGAGGCAAUAAGAUGGAUAAGAGAUGGGUUGUCCCGUAUAACCCAAAGUUGUUAAUGAUGUUUAAUUAUCAUUUGAAUGUUGAGAUAAAACGGUUUCAGGAUGCACGAUAUGUCUCACAUCUAGAGGCAAUAUGUAGGAUUUUUAGCUUCCCUCUUUCUCAGAUCCACCCUUUUGUGAUGGCUUUGCAGGUGCAUCUCCCAAAUCAGCAGAUGGUUAGGUUCAACGAGGAUGAUACGUUGACUAGCAUUGUUGAAAAGGAAAAAGAUAAGAGAUCAAUGUUGACUGCUUUUUUUCUAAAAAAUAAAGAAGAUAUCAGUGAAAGAGAAUAUAAAUACAAAGAUUUUCCAAAAAAAUUUACGUGGGACACGAGAUCACAUCGUUGGAAUCUUUGA